Molecule: messenger RNA, 417 nt
Organism: Paramecium tetraurelia
Lineage: Eukaryota; Ciliophora; Oligohymenophorea; Peniculida; Parameciidae
Exons: 2
Source: RefSeq, a predicted model, not a curated record
AUGAAUACCUUAUAGCCACCACAACCACAAAUCCAAUAAAAUUAACAACCACAACAAAUACUUCAAUAUCCAAAUUAUCCACCUUCAGAAAAUUAGGUUAGAUAUGAUCCAAGAACUGCAGCAACAUUUCUGAAUCCAAAAUCAAUUUAGAAAAAAGCUAAAUUUUGCCCGAUCUGUGAUUUUCCUGCAAGCGUAAGAGUUGUUAUAAAUCCUUGCAGACAUUUCAUGUGUUAUGAAUGCUACUAUAUUGAUGGCUAAACAUUUUGUAAAUUCUGCAAUGAUAUUGUUGGUUCAGUCAAAAGAUUAGAUGACACAGAGAAAUUCUAUUCUUGCGAUCUUGAUACAUGUUUUAAAUAUUUUGAAUCUGAAUAAUAAUUGGAUGAACAUAACACAUAACAUGCUAUAAUAUUAGGUUGA